UUGAAUUAUUAACAAAUUUUUUGUAGGUUUUUACGAAUUAAAAAUUUUGUGAAAGAAAAUAAAUACAUAAAUUAAUAUUUAAAACAACUUAUUUUUAUUAGUAGAAUAAUGUCUAAUAUAGAAUGUUUGGUGCAUAACAGCUCACCAAUUAUGUUCAUUUGCCUUGAUAACAACUGUAGAUAAAAGCUGUUUUGCUUUAAAUGCUGCCAAUAAUUUAGAAAGGAGCAUAGCUUUGUUAAAUUCACUGAUUUUAUGCAAAAUUUAGAAGCACUUUCAAACAAUAAUUUCAUUUUAGACUAAUAUUAAAUUUCAGCUAAUUCUACUUAGCAAUAAUAGAAAGAAGAUUUUUAAAGUACAUUCAUAACUAAAUCAAAUACCCCUCAGAAUGAAACAAAAGCAUCUCAGUAAUAAGAAGAAAGUUUAAUCCAACAAUGCUUUUAAGGAAUAAACAACUAAUUGAGGAGAGACAUUGUUAAAGAAGAGUCUGAAAAAAUAAAAUAAAAUUUACAAUUAAUCUAUAUUGAGUAUAUUGAUGAACUUUUUGAUAAUGCAAUCUAAGAGUUUGCUAAAUCUCUAGAAAAAACUAGAUAAACCAUUAACAACUAACUCAUAGAAUAUUUAGAAAACACCUUAAAUACAGAUACUGUAUUUUCUAAUCAAAGCGAUAAUAAAGUUGCAUAAAUUAUUUUGGAAAUAAACAAAGCAAGUAACUAUCAAUAAUUAAAUGAAAGUCUUAUAAAUCUCCAUUAGGGCCAGUUACACUUACAAAUAAAUUAAGAAAAAAUUGCUGGUAAAUUAGGAGAUUUGAAUUAGAAAUUAGAUGAAUUUUUUGCUCAAAUUUAGAAUCGAAUUACCUUUGGGUUGAAUUCCUGCGUGAACGUUUUAUAAACUAAGCAAGUUAAUUCCGCUACUGCUGCUGCUAUUAAAAAAUUAUUCUAGUCAAAUAUAAUCCAAAAAAAUCAACCAGGCGAAUAUAAAUUUUCUCUCCGACAACCUAAGAAUUACAAUAGUAUUUUACAAAGUUAAAUUACUUAGCAAUCUUCAAUGAUAAAUUCUGGGUAUAAUUCUUCAAAUCAAGGUAAUAGCUAAAGGAUUAGCUUUAGAAUAAAGAACUAAAACUAAAAGAAAAUUGAUAAUUUUUUAAGUCUCUCUCCUACAACCUAGUUAUAAAAAACAAAAUCAAAUUCAAUUAUGAUCACUCAAGGUAACAAAAUAACUCCUACAAAGCGUGUUAAAUAAAUUACAACAGAGCCAAGUUAAAUUUCACCUCAUACUUAACAUUAAUUAUAGCUAUAAAAUACAUUUCUAGUCAAAAAGAAAUCUACAUUUCAUUCAAAAGAAGAAGAAACAAAUGAUUUAAAAAAAUUUUUUACCUCCUAAUCUAGAGAUGAAACAUGUGUGACUAAAUAAUAAUAAAAAAAAUAAAAUCAAAGCAAUGGAUAACUAAUUCAGUAGAAACUCUAAGAUGGCACUUUAAUUCAGUAAAUGAAAAUAAACCCUAAUAAAAUAUUAAGUUUUAAGAUAGGUCAAAGUAAUCUAGAAAAGCCUCUAUAAUUUUUCUAAAAUGAUUACAAGGUAUAGUAAGAAGAUUAUGUUUAUCGUGAUUAAUAAAAAAAGUAAUUAGAUUAGAGUGCAUUUUCUAAUACUUCAUAGUAGCUGUAACAGUCAAAACAAGUGAGCUAACUUUAACUAUUGAAAAAAACACCAAAAAAUUAAAAUUUAAUAAACUAUAAAAUAGAAGCAAUUUAAGUUUUAGAUCCAUAAUUUGAUGAUACUUUAAUAUAAAAUAGCAUGAUAGAUGAGAAUAGCAAAACACAAGAAAAAAAUUAGUCUCUUUUCAGUUAAUUCCAAUCUAAUUUAAAUAAUAAUUGUGUAGAAAACAUUUAAAAUUUUAAUUAUUUUAAAAGAAAUUCUAACUAAAUUUAGCAUGUUGUUGACAAUCAAAAGUAAAACAUCAAAUAAAAAAGCGUUACUGAAAGCUGCUCAUUAGUAAUUAUCAAUUAGAGUGAAAAUCUAAUUGAUUGUUAAGAAGAAAAUGAUAUAAUUUUUUCUUUAAAAGAUUAGAGUGGUGUGUAAGUAUAAAAUACUUAUUUUACUAAUAACAAUAAUUUUAGUUAAAAUAUAAAAUAAGUUAAUUGA
Tetrahymena thermophila SB210 is the source of this 2139-nucleotide messenger RNA. RefSeq lists its product as hypothetical. Lineage: Eukaryota; Ciliophora; Oligohymenophorea; Hymenostomatida; Tetrahymenidae. The record is from RefSeq and is a predicted model, not a curated record. The transcript has a single exon.